This is a messenger RNA of Acanthisitta chloris (rifleman), 963 nucleotides long. It is a transcript of the gene SLC25A19, whose product is annotated as solute carrier family 25 (mitochondrial thiamine pyrophosphate carrier), member 19. The record is from RefSeq and is a predicted model, not a curated record. Lineage: Eukaryota; Metazoa; Chordata; Aves; Passeriformes; Acanthisittidae. Gene Ontology annotation, biological process: thiamine pyrophosphate transmembrane transport. Gene Ontology annotation, cellular component: mitochondrial inner membrane. Gene Ontology annotation, molecular function: thiamine transmembrane transporter activity.
AUGGUGGGCUACGACCCCGAGGCCAAGUGUGUGUCCACGGUGGAAGCGGCUGCGGCAGGAUCCGGUUUGGUCACUCGGGUCCUUAUCAGCCCCUUGGAUGUGCUCAAGAUCCGUUUUCAGGUACCUCGCUCGGUGCUCGGGGUCGGAAACCCCACAGCCAAGUACCACAGCAUCCUGCAGGCUGUGCAGCGCAUCCUGCGGGAGGAAGGCUUAGUGGCCUUCUGGAAGGGACAUGUUCCUGCUCAGUUCCUCUCAGUUGGCUAUGGAGCUGUUCAGUUCAUGGCGUUUGAAAGUCUGACCAAGCUGGUGCACAACGUCACGUCGUACAACGCGCGCGACUCGGUGGUGCACCUGCUGUGUGGGGGCCUGGCUGCCUGCACGGCCACAGUGGCUGUCCAGCCUGUGGACACGCUGCGCACACGCUUUGCUGCUCAGGGGGAGCCCAAGGUCUAUCACAACCUUCGCCAUGCAGUGGUGACCAUGUACCACACGGAAGGGCCUCGGACUUUCUACAGAGGUUUGACCCCCACACUCGUUGCCAUCUUCCCAUAUGCUGGUCUCCAGUUCUUCUUCUACAACAUCCUGCAGCAGUUUUCAGAAUGGGUGACUCCAGGUGAAGGGAAGAAAGGAGGCAACGUUAAAAACCUUGUUUGUGGCAGCUGUGCUGGAAUCAUCAGCAAAACCCUGACAUACCCUUUGGACGUGGUCAAAAAACGUCUGCAAGUGGGAGGCUUUGAGCACGCUCGGGCAGCCUUUGGGCAGGUACAGACAUACAGGGGUUUCCUGGACUGCAUGAGGCAGAUGAUGCGACAGGAGGGCCCAGGUGGAUUUUUCAAGGGCCUUUCUCCCAGCUUGCUGAAGGCUGCCUCCUCCACUGGCCUCAUCUUCUUUUGGUAUGAGCUGUUCUGCAGCCUCCUGUGCAGCCUGAAGAACCCUGACAGCAGCAGGAGGAAGGAAGGCUGA